AUGAUUGAUUCCAACCAAUGUGAGAGGUGUCCCGUAGAGCAAUAUCCAAAUGAGAAACACCAUAAAUGUAUUCCCAAAAUUAUCACCUACUUAUCCUACAAAGAAGCCCUGGGAGAAGUCCUGACUGGCUUUGCUCUUUCUUUUGCUGUCAUCACAAUUGUGGUGAUGGGGACAUUCAUCUUCCACCAGAACACUCCCAUCAUCAAAGCCAACAAUUGGGAUAUCACCUGCACCCUGCUUGUCUCGCUUGUGCUGUGUUUUUUUUGCUCUUUCCUCUUCCUUGGAUGUCCAGGGAAAGUCACAUGUCUACUCCAGCAAGCAGUUUUUGGAGUUGUCUUCUCCAUUGCAGUGUCUUGUGUGUUAGCCAAAACCAUCACUGUGGUUCUGGCCUUCAUGGCCACAAAGCCAGGGAACCGCAUGAGGUGGUGGGUGGGGAAAAGGCUGUCCGUCUCAGUCAUUGUUUUUUGCUCCCUUAUUCAAACAAGCAUCUGUGCUGCCUGGUGGACCAUUUCUCCUCCUUUCCCAGAGUUAGACAUGCAUUCCCAGCUGGAUGAGAUCUUAGUGCAGUGCAACGAAGGCUCGGAGAUCAUGUUUUACCUUGUGCUGGGCUACAUGUGGUUUCUGGCCCUCAUCAGCUUCACAGUGGCCUUCUUUGCCCGGAAGUUGCCCGACUCGGCAUUGCCUAAAAACUUACAGCAUGUCCUAGCCUUCAGUUUUGCCAUUCAGGAGAUCAACAUGAAUGAGGUCUUGUUACCCAACAUCACCUUGGUCUCCAAGAUACAUGAGAAUGGUUUUCAGGCAAUGAAAGCCUCUCAGAACCUUUUGGAUCUCUUCUUUCUUGAAAACUGGUGUCCCUUCAAUUACAGAAAGGGAAAGGACCAAAACAUCAUGGCUGUCAUUGGUGAUCUUCCUUCCCAGAACACCAUCCAGAUAGCCAACAUCUUAAAUACCUACAAAAUUCCACAGCUUCGUUUAUUUCUGAAAAACCUCCAUUUCAACAACAGUGUUGGGGAAGAAAUAGCUUUCAAUGAGAAUGGAAACCUGGCAGCAGCAUACGAUAUCAUCAACUUGAUUACUUUCCCCAAUCGAUCCUUUCAGAAGGUCCACGUUGGACAUAUUGAACCUCAGAGUUCUCAAAAGGAAGACUUCACCAUAAAUACAACUGUCAUUGUAUGGAACCCCAUAUUUAAGCAGACACCACCUUCUGCCACCUGUGUAGAAAGCUGCCAUCCUGGGUACCGGAAAUUGAUUGAGGAGGGAAAACAGGUUUGCUGCUAUGACUGUGUCAAGUGUUCAGAGGGAAGCAUUUCCACCAUGGUUGAUUCCAACCAAUGUGAGAGGUGUCCCGCAGAGCAAUAUCCAAAUGAGAAACACCAUAAAUGUAUUCCCAAAAUUAUCACCUACUUAUCCUACAAAGAAGCCCUGGGAGAAGUCAUGACUGGCUUUGCUGUUUCUUUUGCGGUAAUCACAAUUGCGGUGAUGGGGACAUUCAUCUUCCACCAGAACACUCCCAUCGUCAAAGCCAACAAUUGGGAUAUCACCUGCACCCUGCUUGUCUCGCUCCUGCUGUGUUUUCUUUGCUCCUUCCUCUUCCUCGAAUGUCUAGGGCAAGUCACAUGUCUGCUCCGGCAAGCAGUUUUUGGAGUUGUCUUCUCCAUUGCAGUGUCUUGUGUGUUAGCCAAAACCAUCACUGUGGUUCUGGCCUUCAUGGCCACAAAGCCAGGGAACCGCAUAAGGUGGUGGGUGGGGAAAAGGCUGUCCGUCUCAGUCAUUGUUUUUUGCUCCCUUAUUCAAACAAGCAUCUGUGCUGUCUGGUGGACCAUUUCUCCUCCUUUCCCAGACUUGGACAUGCAUUCCCAGCUGGAUGAGAUCUUAGUGCAAUGCAACGAAGGCUCAGAGAUCAUGUUUUACGUUGUGCUGGGCUACAUGUGGCUUCUGGCCCUCAUCAGCUUCACAGUGGCCUUCUUUGCCCGGAAGUUGCCCAACACGUUCAAUGAAGCGAAGCUCAUCACCUUCAGCAUGCUGGUCUUCUGCAGUGUUUGGGUGUCCUUUGUGCCCACGUACUUGAGCACCAAGGGGAAAUCCAUGGUGGCUGUGGAAGUCUUCUCUAUCUUGGCCUCAAGUGGUGGUUUACUAGGUUGCAUUUUCCUGCCCAAGUGCUACAUUAUCAUACUGAGGCCAGAGCUGAAUACGAGAGAGCAGCUAGUUAGGAAAAAGAAUGGUGUGAUUUCAAGAGCAACAUGA
This is a messenger RNA of Thamnophis elegans (Western terrestrial garter snake), 2244 nucleotides long. Its product is annotated as vomeronasal type-2 receptor 26-like. The record is from RefSeq and is a predicted model, not a curated record. NCBI's taxonomy places the organism in Eukaryota, Metazoa, Chordata, Lepidosauria, Squamata, Natricidae. Gene Ontology annotation, cellular component: membrane. Bases 1 to 2244 code for a protein of 747 amino acids. The transcript has 6 exons. Gene Ontology annotation, molecular function: G protein-coupled receptor activity. Gene Ontology annotation, biological process: G protein-coupled receptor signaling pathway.